Diabrotica virgifera virgifera (western corn rootworm) is the source of this 7263-nucleotide messenger RNA. RefSeq names its product transcriptional activator cubitus interruptus. The transcript has 11 exons. The record is from RefSeq and is a predicted model, not a curated record. Bases 184 to 4380 code for a protein of 1398 amino acids. Gene Ontology annotation, cellular component: nucleus. Gene Ontology annotation, biological process: regulation of transcription by RNA polymerase II. NCBI's taxonomy places the organism in Eukaryota, Metazoa, Arthropoda, Insecta, Coleoptera, Chrysomelidae. Gene Ontology annotation, molecular function: DNA-binding transcription factor activity, RNA polymerase II-specific; RNA polymerase II cis-regulatory region sequence-specific DNA binding.
UGUUGUCUGUAGCGUUCCAUGCACGUAGUGAAUCGCUUUUUCCGCACCCGACUCACGCAAUCAAAACAAUUGACAUUUCGAGUGUUGACAAACAUGCGUUCGGAGGUCGAUUAUUUAACGAACCGUUUUGACGACCAGAUUUAGUGUCCAGUGACGAUUUUGUGAUGAGAUGUGAUCAGUGACAUGCCGGAAAAAGAACCGGAUUUUCAAACUGCAAUGUCCGCUGGACUUCCUAUGCAAUUUCCCUCGGCUUUCGCUGCUUUUCACGCUCCUUUGCCCGUGGACCAGAGGACUCAUGAAGGACGAUAUGUCUGGGACCACAGGAUGCAACCUCCAACUGGAGCUUUUCAUCCACCUGCACCUCCAAGCGUUGGUGGCAGUCCUGGAGGCGGUUUACUUCUUGGAAGAGAGCUGCAUCCAGCGUAUCGGUUGCCCCCACAUAUGGAGUACCUGUAUUCUCUUCAACAUUCCACCACUAACUCAAUUCACGGAUUAGGCUUGAGUCCAGAAUAUCUGAGUGCAAGGGGUCUUACUGAGGUGCAUCCUUCAUCUACCUUAGGCAGUACCGAAUUCCCUUUCAGUAUAGAUGGUUCCAGACUCAACAGUCCGCGUCCGGGCAGCAUCCGAGCUUCAAGAAAACGAGCCCUCUCGUCUUCCCCCUAUUCGGAUUCUUUCGAUAUCAACUCCAUGAUACGAUUUUCUCCGAAUUCCCUAGCCUCCAUCGUCAAUGGAUCCAGGUCGUCGAGUGCAAGCGGCUCCUACGGCCAUCUAUCGGCGGGAGCCAUCAGCCCGGCAUUGGGGAUGCAUCCCAUGCACCUUCAGCAGCUCCAGGCGCAUUUGAUGCGCAGCUCUGGAUCGCUACUGCCUUUGCCUCCGGCUGCUCCACCUCCCCACCCAAUGUAUUCUUUGGGACACCAUCCUCUUCACGUAUCACACAACAUAAAGACUGAUAUAUUAAAUGACAGAAAGAAGUCUGAAACUAGUACAAUAACCCAACUUGAUAUCGAUUCAACGAGUUCAAGAAGGCCCAAAGUAAAAAAGGAACCAUCUCCGAACUCUUGUGGACAAGAGGGACAGAGUGAUCCUACUGAUCUCAAAGAUGAACCAGGCGAUUUUAUAGAAACAAAUUGUCACUGGAAAGACUGUUCGACUGAAUUCGGGACACAAGAAGAAUUAGUUAAGCAUAUCAACAAUGACCAUAUACACGCAAAUAAGAAGUCCUUUGUAUGUCGAUGGGAAGGUUGUUCAAGGGCAGAAAAACCAUUCAAAGCUCAAUACAUGUUGGUGGUUCACAUGCGGAGGCAUACUGGAGAAAAGCCUCAUAAGUGCACGUUCGAAGGAUGUGCAAAAGCUUACUCAAGACUGGAAAACCUCAAGACUCAUCUUCGAUCCCAUACUGGCGAAAAACCGUAUACUUGCGAAUAUCCUGGAUGCGCUAAGGCGUUUAGCAAUGCUUCUGACAGGGCUAAGCACCAGAAUAGGACACAUAGUAAUGAGAAACCGUAUGUGUGCAAAGCGCCAGGUUGUACAAAGCGAUACACGGAUCCCAGUUCUCUUCGAAAACACGUCAAAACUGUUCACGGGGCCGAAUUUUACGCCAGUAAGAAACACAAAGGAUCAGAGCAAGGACCAGAUGAUGGCCCUGCUGGCUUGGACUCCAGUCCGAGAAGUGAAGACAUGCAAAGUCAUAAAACGACUAGUCUCAGUAGUCCCAGUAUCAAAUCCGAAUCUGAUGUCAAUUCCCCUGGCCAACAACAAGGAAGUCCACUUGGAGCUACGCAGCUUGCAGGUAUUGGCUUCAACGAUGAUCUUCCUGGUGAUAUAGGAGGAACAUUAGGUCCUUCCGAUGACAUGCCUUGGACUUACGACGCAGAGGACUUGGAAAUUGAUGAACUUCCUGUUGUCUUAAGAGCCAUGGUGGGCAUAGGAAAUGAAAGGGGCGGUGUUGCUCUGGCAGAAAGAACGCCACGGGUGAGAAUGAAACACCUAACGAAAGGAAAACCAACCAGCAUACCUUCAAUGACCGCUCAGAGGAAAAAUAUCGCCGACCUUAAUAGACGAAUUACCGACCUGAAGAUGGAAGGUAACACUACAGGUCCACCUCAGACCAAAACUCAAUUGACAGAUAUUCAACAACGUUUGCAGCCAUCAGGUGGCAAUACUCAAGCUCAAAUUCGUAGGGACAGUAACUCUACAGUUAGUUCGUAUUAUGGUAGUAUGCGAAGCGCCGAUAUGAGUCGAAAGAGUAGUCUCGCAUCACAGGCAUCUAGCAUGAGACCAGGAAUUGCACCGGGCUCGUUUUAUGAUCCCAUUUCAGCUGGUAGCUCUAGAAGAUCAAGUCAACUGUCAAACACUGCUGCACAAGGAGGAGCUUGCAUUCCACCACCACCACCUUCUCAUCUUCUUGCUGGACAACUACAGAAGCUACAGAAUUCGCCUAAUACCGCUAAUAGCAGUAAUUUAGUGCUACAGACGCAGAACGUAUCACUUCAACAAACAGCCAUUCAGCAAACCUGGCUUUCUUCUAACCUUUCCAAUAUUGCAUCAACGACGACAAGUACUGAUGCUCGAAGAAUGUCAGAACCUUGUCACACUUUAACAGAUAGAAAGAGUCCGCCACCCCGGCCUGCUUCGGUGUCUUUGUCACCCCUAAAGGGCACUGUUAAUUCGUCAGAACUGCACCCAAAUCAAGCAGUUAUACUUGACGAAGUAGGAGAAGGAGAGAUGGUUGAAAACAAACUGGUUAUACCCGAUGAGAUGGUGAGAUACUUGAAUCAAGUAGCUGAUAAUCAAAACGUUAUGAGUUGGUCAGACAGUAACCAAAAGCCUUUGGGAAGUCCAUCGCAAAUGAUACCAUCACCUUCAAGUUUUACACUACCCUCUCCCCAAUCUGGUAUUAGUCAAAUUCUGCCCUCUCCGAAUAACUUAAAUCAAAUUAUGCACUCACCUGCCAAUAACUUGAAUCAGAUGAUGCCAUCUCCACCUACAAAUCAAAUGAAUCAAAUGAUUAAUUCUCCUUCAUCAAACCUAAACCAAAUGAUACAUUCCCCUUCAUCGAACCUAAACCAGAUGAUGCACUCACCUGCUGCCACUAACAUUAACCAAAUGAUGCCAUCGCCGGCAGCCAAUAACUUAAACCAAGUUAUGCCUUCGCCUGCUCAAAAUAUGAUGAUGCCAUCUCCAUCAGCACCCAACUUAAAUCAAAUGAUGCCAUCACCAUCAGCAGCUAAUUUAAAUCAGAUGAUGCCUUCUCCUUCAACAACAAAUUUAAACCAGAUGAUGCCCUCUCCUUCCGCUACUAAUUUAAAUCAAAUGAUGCCAUCUCCUGCAGCGACAAAUCUAAACCAAAUGAUGCCAUCACCUGCAUCUGUUCGGAAUCAAGUAAUGCACUCGCCAGCAACUAAUAUAACUCCAAUGAUUCAUUCUCCUUCUGGAAAUAGUAUGAAACAAAUGAUGCAUUCCCCGGCAUCUACGAAUAUAAAUCAGAUGAUUCCAUCUCCAAAUCCAAACAUGAAUCAUGCACCUAUGUCGAAUUAUGUACCAAACAACUACAAUAUGCAAAAUAAUGCUAUGCAACAAAAUCCAAUGCCUAUGAGGUGUCACUCUCAAAUGAUGAACAUGAACUGUUUCAACCGUCAAGUUACGCAUGGAAAUUGUUAUUCUGUACAACAUUGGGAAGGUUGUAGUUGUCAAAAUAUUGCACAACAGGACAAUCAUAUGUGUCGUCAAAUGAAUGUUCAAAAUAGCUUUAUGGGUAAUAAUUCAAACCAUUACUGUAAUAACCACUACGGGCAAAAUCAUCAGAACCAUUACAACUGCAACAAUUAUCAAACAAGUUUUAAUUGCAUGCCAAAUAUGUCCGAACCUAUGGCUUCACCAGCGACAGCUACGCCUGCACCCACUGAAAUAAUGAGCCCACCUCAACAAGCACAAAUGACGAGACCUUGCUCCCAUUACACACAAAACUGUUAUCCCGGUUCGCAAUAUCCUAAUCAAUGCAUUCCUAACCAACACAAUAGCUGCAACAACUGCAAAAAACCGGGUUAUAACCAAUGUUGUAACCAACAAAAUACUGAGAUACAAUGCAAUGACGUUAGCCAAUCGCAAAUGUCACCGGGUGUUCCAAAUAAUGGUGUAAAUAAUGGUACAAAUACUGGUAAUCAAACUGUCACGUUAGGUAUGCGACAGGAUGCUUACCUGAGAACCUUAGAAUACGUACAAAAUUGUCAAUCGUGGGUUAAUAACUCAGAGGCUGUUAGCAGUAGUACUCACCCUUUAAAAGUUGGUGAGAAGCCGAGUUCAAACAUGGUAGUAAAUGAUAUGACCUCAUCUCUUAGCUCUCUGUUAGAGGAAAAUAGGUUUUUACAAAUGAUUCAAUAGUUUGUAAGAUUUAAGGAAUAUAUUUGGGAAUGUGAAUACAAAAUUCGCCUAUAGAUAUGCAACUAUGAGAUGAGUUUAAAAUUGUUGAAAUAUUUUGUACUCACAUUCUUGAUUGCUUUAAGAAAUGUUAAAUUGGUUUGUCUUAAAUAAAUAAAAGUGUUUCUGUAAACACAAUAAUUUGACAAAUAUUUUUUAAAAAAAUUGCUAUAUCUUCACGAUUUGUUUUAAAUCUUGUGAUCUUGUUUUAAGACCAACAAUGGCAACAAUAAUGUAAACAGUAUGCUUCAUCUCAUCCGACAAACGAUAUGUUUUCUAACACUUUAAUACGUCUCUAGCUGUACUUUUUGACUACCUGGUAGGUAUACCGUCCCAAUAUUCUGUUCAAAAAUAUCAACCUACCUAUCUCAAAUAUAUUUUUCCGAAAUUAUCAUUGUCAUCAUUGGCUCUACAACGCAUAGUUGGUCUUCAGCUGUUAGUUCUCCUCACUCUCUAAGUGCCCUAGCUUCCGCAGAUUGUUUAUUUUGAUGGACCUACCAAUAUUAGGUUUACUAUCGACGGUAAAGCUCAAAAUUAUAGCGUCUACGCCAGCAGUUUAUGUUCAAAAGAGUCUAAACGUUCUUCAUUACUUUUUGUCAUCAUCCACGUUUCUGACGCUUAAGUGAGGACGGACUCGAUUAGAGUUCUGUAUAUCAAUACCUUCGUUCUUUUUGUGACUAUGUUGGAUGUUAAAAGUUUCUUUGAUCCAAAGUAUGCCCGAUUGGUAAGAUAUAUACGUCGCUCAAUUUCUGCAGUUACCUACUUCAUUACUUUGGUUGAUUUGUGAGCCUAGAUAUAUGAACUCUCUUACUCAUUCGAAAUUAUAUGAUCCAACCGUUAGACCUUCCUUUAGUUACGUGUAGCCUUAUUCUUUUUGCUCUAAUGACGCAAAAGGAAUGGAUCUACACGUUAAUAUUAGUAAAACGAAGUCUAUGAAAUUUUCCGAAAUUAUAUAACAAAAUUCAAUUUGAAAAGAGCCUGGUCAAAUUUUAAACCCUGUAAGCCGAGUGAUUUUUGUAUUUUGAUGAAUACCAAAUAUAUAAGUAGUACUGAAUUAAUUCCAAAUUAAACUAAAUUAAAAGUUCAAAUUCAGUCACAUCUUCAAUUUUUUUAUUUGGACAUCGCUUUAAAACAGUUUUCAUACUGUGUAAAUACCUACUAAAAAUUGUCUACCUAUAGUCUAGCCCUAGCCUUUAGAAUAAAACUGUGAUAGAAAGACAAAUUGAAUAUUCAUUUACUUUUAUUUUUCUUUUAUCUUUACUACCAGAUCAUUAUCCUCUUUGAUUACCGCAUUCAUUACUUUUGAUGACUGAGUAAUAAUAUAGUCUCAAGAUUUUUUUAAAAAUAUUUUCUGAAUCACAUUUCUGAUCCGAAAAUCUACAACUUCAAUUGUUGGAAUCAACUUUCUGGUGACAACCUAAAUCCAUGCCUUCUAAAAUUUGCAAGGAAAACUAACAAUAAAUAAAGCAGACUAGGGGAAUCUAAGAUUGCAUUCCAUUUCAAUGUUUAAUUAGUUUGCUUUAUUUAUCGUUAGUUUUCGUUGCAAAGUUUAGAAGGCACAGAGUCUCUGAUUGUAAUUUUAAUGACAAUUUAAUCUUAAUUUUGAUUAUUAGUUUAAAUCCAAUUUUAUCUAACUUUUGGCUAAUGUGACAAUUUUGCGCAAGUUUUUGUAUUUUAUUGAUAUGCGCACAUUGUUAAGUACGAUUUGUUUAUUUUUUUAUUUUCCUGAAAAAUGUACGACAUAUCAACGUGGGGGCCAUGUUUGCGCCAUCCCAUGUCGAAUGGUAGAAGUGUUGUGGACGCAGCCAGCUGCGACUUGCUUUGAUUGUAAAAAUCUUUAUUAUCGACCUGUGUAGGGAUCUGCAUGGUAGCGUCUCCCGCAGGCGUGAUUUGUAAUUAAGACUCACUAUUGUACUUGUAACCGCAAGCCAUGUAACGAAGUUUUUGUGCCAUCAAUAAAUUGUGUUUUUGUAUCCUGAAUUUGGCAAUAUUACAUCCUACCAGUGCAUCCAUCCUCAUCCACCGGCGAAGCUUGUUCGAAGAAUCCUCAGUUUGACAGUCCACUGCCCUAACAUUUAGGUUGUCACCAGAAAGUUGAUUCCAACGAUAGAGUUGUAGGUUUGCGGAUCUAAGACUUCUCAUUGUGUUAAAUAGAUGUAGCUACAGCGUCUAAAAGCGAAUUAUUUUGUAUGAUUUUGCUUACCAAGACAGUUGGUUUUCGAUUUGAUUCAGAGAAGACCACAGGUCUUUCUGAUGAUCCCAAAAAGGUGAAACGUACGAAAGAGGAUGGUGAUUGCAUCUAAAACAGAAUGAAAAUAUUAACUGUCUUUAAUUUUCAUAUUUUCCGAAUAUUUAGGUACUGACGUGACUAGUAUAUUAUUCUCAUUAUUUAUAGGUAAAAAUAUUAAGUUCGUGUUCACAGUCUCUUCGUGAUGUAUGCAUUUCAAUUACAUAAUUGAAAUAAUAAACUCUUAGAUGAAAAUAUAUUUUUAUGACAAACCAAUUAAUGUAUAUACCUUCUUAAGGUGUCAGUAGGCUGUACAAAUAUUGUAUGAAAUGUAUAUUGUGAUAUGUAAAUUAAAUUUUGCAAUAUUAAUUUUUAUAAAGGCUUUAAAGUUUUGUGAAUAUCUGAAGUGUAAGUUUAAGAAUUAUAUUUUAUGUUUUUUGUAUUAUUUAUAUCGUGUAAAGGGGUCAAAUCAUGAUCUCAAUAUUUUUUGUAAGGCCACAUACUGCCAUAUUUGUACAUCUUAUAUAUGAAUAUUGUUUAAUAUUUUUUGUAAAUAAAUACUUUUAUGUUAUAUUUUGUAAUUGCAAAGGAGAUAUAUUUAAUAAAGACUAUGCUUAAUA